Molecule: messenger RNA, 4028 nt
Organism: Nycticebus coucang (slow loris)
Lineage: Eukaryota; Metazoa; Chordata; Mammalia; Primates; Lorisidae
Gene: TRIM13
Product: tripartite motif containing 13
Exons: 4
Coding region: 1144-2367 (407 amino acids)
Biological process (GO): positive regulation of canonical NF-kappaB signal transduction; innate immune response; positive regulation of macroautophagy
Molecular function (GO): zinc ion binding
Source: RefSeq, a predicted model, not a curated record
UUCUGAGGAGUGUGACGGGAACUCUGCGGGCUGCAGGAGGACGCUGGGGUCCCGGAGGGUGCCUCCCGCCCCUUCACCUGCCGCCACGUAGGAGGCCACUCAGGAGACCGUUGUCCAUCAUCUCCCUUCCCAUGUACGUCAUCCUUCCGUGGAAGAUGUUAUGUUUUCAGAUUUUUUGGCUGGGUCCGGGUUUGAACCUGCCAUCUCCGGUAUAUGAGGCCAGUGCCCGACUCCUUUGAUCCACAGACUUCCAGAAAUCAUGGUUCAUACUCCCGUCUCAUCUUCCUUAAAACCUCAUUCACUCCUGGCUGCAGUGGAAUGAAGAUCGCCCUGGGGACCUGCCCUGUGUGACCUUGGGCAGGGUAAUGAACUACUCCAAGCCUCAGUGUUUCCCACUGUGACUUCUAAAGAUAAAGCAAGGAAAGACUCUUAACGCAGUCCCUGGCACACAGAAAGUACUAACCGCAUCCCUCUUCCUGCCCUGCCUCACUCUGGCUUCAAGACAAACGAACUUUCUUUCCCUAAAACGAUUAGUAAUCUACUUGGAAAAUCCUGUCAUUUUUCAGGGUUCAGUUUAUUUAUUUAAUUUUUUUGUCAACAUUUAAAACUGUACUCAGUUCUUGAAAGUCUUAUUCUUUUUCUAUGUUAAUAUGCCACUUUUUCCAUUUUUCCUCUCUCCGUCCCCCCGGCCCCCAUCUCAGCAGUCCCUGUCUGCCCAGUGACACAGAGUUGACAGCCAGGCUAUCCUGACUGUGCAAAGGUGGCACAAUCAUUUGUUUCCUAAAGAGGGACUUACAUAAAUAGCCACAUGAAGAUUUAGCUUUUUCCUUUCAUACACCUUACAUUUAGGUGUAUUAAUGAAAUGCAGCUGUUCAAAUGCAGGAUUCUGAAGAUGAUGGAAAGAUGCAGGUGGGAUUACUGCCACGCCUUACAGAGAGUGCAAUGUAGAAUCCUACGUGUGAGAGUCAGGGUGAGAUUCUGUUGGUCUUAAGGAGGCAUUAUUGCCACAUGGUGCAAAACUGAUGGCAUCUGACCCUGGACUGCAGCCACAGCCACACCCAGAUCCUCCAAGAGAGACAGACGGGCAGGGGACACAGCAAAUGAGAACAGCAGCACCACUCUGCUGUGAAUACUCUGGAUGUGAUGGAGCUGCUUGAAGAAGAUCUCACUUGCCCAAUUUGCUGCAGUCUGUUUGAUGAUCCCCGAGUUUUGCCUUGCUCCCACAACUUCUGCAAAAAAUGUUUAGAGGGUAUCUUCGAGGGGAAUGUGCGGAAUUCAUUGUGGAGACCAUCUGCAUUCAAGUGCCCCACAUGCCGUAAGGAAACUUCGGCCACUGGAGUUAAUAGCCUGCAGGUCAAUUACUCCUUGAAGGGCAUUGUGGAAAAGUAUAACAAGAUCAAGGUCUCUCCCAAAAUGCCAGUAUGCAAAGGACACUUGGGGCAGCCUCUGAACAUUUUCUGCCUGACUGAUAUGCAGCUGAUUUGUGGGGUCUGUGCUACUUGUGGCGACCACACCAAGCAUGUCUUCUGUUCUAUUGAGGAUGCCUACGCUCAGGAGAGGGAUGCCUUCGAGUCCCUCUUCCAGAGCUUUGACACCUGGCGUCGAGGAGAUGCCCUUUCUCGCUUGGAUACUUUGGAAACUAGCAAGAGGAAGUCCCUACAGUUACUGACUAAAGAUUCAGAUAAAGUGAAGGAGUUUUUUGAGAAGUUACAACACACCCUGGAUCAAAAGAAGAAUGAAAUCCUCUCUGACUUUGAGACCAUGAAACUUGCAGUUAUGCAGGCAUAUGACCCAGAAAUCAACAAACUCAACACUAUCUUGCAGGAACAACGGAUGGCCUUUAAUAUUGCUGAGGCUUUCAAAGAUGUGUCGGAACCUAUCAUAUUUCUGCAACAGAUGCAGGAGUUCAGAGAGAAAAUCAAAGUAAUCAAGGAAACUCCUUUACCUCCAUCUAAUUUGCCCGUAAGCCCUGUAAUGAAGAACUUUGAUACGAGUCAGUGGGAGGACAUUAAACUAGUAGAUGUGGAUAAACUUUCUUUGCCUCAAGACUCUGGCACAUUCAUUAGUAAAAUUCCCUGGAGCGUUUCCCAGUCAUUUGUGGGGGUCCUUCUCUUUGGCCUUGUCACUUUCUUUGGUCCUACCAUAUUCCUGGACUGGUCUUUAUUUGAUGAAUUGGCUACUUGGAAAGACUAUCUUUCAAACUUCAGCUCCUAUCUGAUAAAAUCGGCCGAUUUUGUAGAACAAUCAGUUUUUUACUGGGAACAGGUGACAGAUGGAUUUUUCAUUUUCAGUGAAAGAUUCAAGAAUUUUACUUUGGUGGUGCUGAACAAUGUGGCAGAAUUUGUGUGCAAAUAUAAACUAUUAUAAUCUUACAACUAUGCAGUUCUUUGUCUUUUGUUAGGGAUUGUUAGAGACCAGUGUAGUAAAUCAGAUUUGGUCAAGAUUCCAGUCAUGUGUUUUCCUCCAAAACUAAUGUCCAUAUGUGUUGUUAAAAUUAGGUAGUUUGUAAAGAUAAAAAUGAAACUCAGUAGUAUUGUCCUGAACCCUCUUUUCCUUUUUAAAGAAUGCUUCUUGAAAUUAUUAUCUUCUUCCUUGUAUUGCUCAUGAUAAAAUGGAGGUGAGAGACCGUACGAGCUGGCACUGCAGUGAAGAGGUGGGUAGUCCCAGCAGUGACUGUCCCUCAAGCUUGCUUAAAGGCUACUCUUGUAAAGGGACUGGUUUUGACAGUGAACAUUCUUUUGAGAAGGAGAGCUACUUUGAAGAUACAGGGGGAUUUACAAGUUUUUCUAUAGAAGUUUGAGUCCUUCAUCAGCAAAAUGUAAAUUUUACAUAAACAGAAACUGGUAAUUUUCUUUUGGUAAGUUUACAAUUUUAAGAGGCUGGAGAUUUUAGCCUGGCCCUUUUCUCCUUUGCUUUUUAAAAAAUUUUUUAUCAAAAGUGAUGAAUUACAGAAAUACUAGGCAGCCGUGCAAGAAAGGCAUAGGUUAAAAAAGAAAUUAACACCUGGCAGAAGCAGGAAAUAGGACGGCUACCCUUGUUUGGCAGCGAGUGUUGUGCUGUUCCACAGUAUCACGGCAGCUGUGCCAUCGCCCCACUCUACUCAGAGAAUCCUAAGUGUAGUAAGACUUAAACAACAGAUGAAACAAUCUGUAGGCCAUUAUAAAGUACAGAGUAAUCAGCUGGAUACUAACCUCCCACAAUAAAAACACUUCAUUUUCUCACCUUGCCUAGAAUUCACAUGAAAACAAAGAAGUAACUUUAUCUCACAACUACUCUUUAGUUUGCCGUAUCUGUGUCAGGAAAUGAGACUUGAAAGGUGAAGUAGACUUUGGUUGUGAAGUGGGGACAAGGAUAAAGAUGACAACUUAAUUUGAAGUACAGAAGAAAUCAUUAUCGUCUAGCUGUGAGAACAGUCAAAUAAGAUAAAGCUUGCCAGGCUGGGGUAAUGGCUGCCUCAUUCCUACCAGAUAACUCAUGAUUUGGCCACUAAAUUACUAAGAGGAUCAUGAGAAUUUAAGACGUUUGUCUGUAAAAUCUUAACUCUGCUGUGAAGGCUCAUCGUAGCUGAGAGGGUCUUUGGAAGGGGAGUGGUUUUCUGCUCCCAAUCGUUAUAAAAUACAGAUUUAUAUCUGGUUUUUAUGAAGUUUUUUAUGAAAUACAGACAAGAGAUCUAUUUGAUGUCUAUCCUCAGACGCACUGGCAGUUUUCCUGAAACUAUUUGGUUCUUCACCCGUGCGUGCUCCAAGUUCCCAAGCAACUCAGCCUUGCAAACACAGCUAAGGACACACUGUUUGCCUUGUAGAAGUUACCUGGGAAUCUAAGUCUAUAGUUUUGUUACUCUUCCCUCCUCUAUAUGGUCUGAUCAUAUGUAACUAGCAACAUUUGUGGUUACAAGUUGAUUUACAAGUUCUUUGUCAGUCUGGUUGAUGGGAGCCUCUAGUUUGAAGCUAGGGAAGAUGGGAGUGGUCAAGAACUGGUUACUUUGAAUGUGGGAGGGAAGAUUUUCACAACCAGGUUCGCUCCCCUAA